Molecule: messenger RNA, 717 nt
Organism: Leptosia nina
Lineage: Eukaryota; Metazoa; Arthropoda; Insecta; Lepidoptera; Pieridae
Source: the annotation of a GenBank genome assembly
AUGAAAUAUUUAAUCUUACUCAGUGUUACGAUUGCCUGCGUCACCACUCAGGAGUUUGACUGCCCAGAGAAGAAUGGCUUCUACCCCGAUCCAUACCAGUGUGACCUUUAUUACAAAUGCACUAAAGGUAAAUCAGAAGCAAGACUCUGCCCCGAUGGUUUAGUGUUCGCUGACGAAAACCCGAACAAGGAACUUUGUGACAUACCAUCCAAUGUAGAAUGCGGUGAAAGAAAGGAAUUACAGGAGCCAAAGCCAAGCAAAGGAUGUCCAAGACAGAACGGGUACUUCAGACAUCCCGAUCCACAAGCCUGUGAUAAAUUCUACUUCUGCUCGGACGGAGUCCCCAACGAGCACCCUUGCCCACCUGGACUUUUCUUCGACGAAGAAACAUCCAACUGUGAUUGGAAAGACUCAGUUCCUCGGCAGUGUGAUAAGGUUACUAAAGAUGUCCUUGAUGAUGGUUUCUCAUGCCCCGACGGUGAAGUCCAAGGGCCAAAUGGUCGCGCCCUCCCUCACCCUACCUUCCCCCACCCGGAAGACUGUCAGAAGUUUUACAUCUGCCGCAACGGAGUCCAGCCACAGAAGGGUAGCUGUCCUUCAGGAAAAGUAUACAACGAAGACACAUUUAUGUGUGACGAUCCAGCGAAGGUUCCUGGAUGUGAAAACUACUUCGAAGGCCAGCCGUUAGAGAAGAACAAAUUGCCGAAGAAGGCGUAA